Messenger RNA from Paramuricea clavata, 2380 nucleotides. The record is from the annotation of a GenBank genome assembly. NCBI's taxonomy places the organism in Eukaryota, Metazoa, Cnidaria, Anthozoa, Malacalcyonacea, Plexauridae.
AUUAUGCAAACCUGUACUGAUUGUAUGGGGUAAGACUGACAAUGGAUCUCCGAUAUCAAUUCAAACGUCUUCAAUUAUAAAUGCGUAUGAUGAAAUUAUAUCAUGGAAAAAGAAUGUGUUCUUGCCCCCUUAUGGGAAAAUAGGACGAUAAUUUAUCGACCAAUUGACAAUGCAUAUUAAUCAAUGGAAUAAUAAAUCAGACAACCAACAUAUUGCGCUGAAAACCUUUUUUGUAUUGCUUGCUGUCGGGCUGCAAAAGUGGGGACCAAAGUCUAAAGCAAAAGACCACAAAGAAUGCUUAAAGAAACGUUUGGCGUCAUGGAAAAGUGGAGAAAUCGAUAAACUGUUGCACGAAGGAAGAGUGAUUCAAAGUCGUAUUGGAAAAGGAAGGAAAUCUGAACCACAAAACAAAGCAAAAAUAUUUGCAAAACUUGUUAUGGAAGGUCAGAUAAACUCAGCAAUGCGCUUUCUGAACGAUGAUAGUUCGGUAGGGAUUCUAUCGCUAACAGAUGAUGCAAUGCAACAGUUACGAGAGAAACACCCAGAAGCACAGCCAGCAAAAUCGAGAGUCCUACUUCGAGGACCAGUUCAAGAUAUACCAGAGAGUAUAUACCUCACAAUAAAUGGAGAAAUGAUACGAGACGCAGCUCUGAGGACAAAAGGAUCAGGGGGGGCAUCUGCUGUUGAUGCAAAUGGUUUAGUAAAAUUAUUUAAGCAUUCGUCAGUAGCGCUUUGUAAUGCGUUAGCAACAUUGGCACGGAGCCUUUGUGCGGAAUAUGUUGACCCAUCGUCAAUAGAAUCUUUAGUUGCAAGUCGCCUUAUUCCCUUAGAUAAAGGUGGAGGUGGAGUUCGACCCAUUGGAGUUGGAGAAGUGGUACGAAGAGUAAUCAGCAAAAGCGUAAUGAAUGUUGUCAAACCCGAUGUAAUGAGUGCAAGUCGUUCACUUCAGCUAUGUGCUGGUCAACCUUCCGGAAGUGAAGCUGCAAUUCACGCCAUGCGCAACAUUUUCGAUGAAGAUGACACUGAAGCGAUCCUACUCAUUGAUGCGUCCAAUGCAUUUAAUUCCCUAAAUAGAACAGCCGCUCUCAACAACAUAAGGAUCGUAUGCCCGAUGGUUGCGACCUAUGCGAUAAACACGUAUAGACUGCCAACGAGAUUGUUUGUCCUUGGUGGUCAGGAAAUGAAAUCAUCGGAAGGUACAACGCAAGGCGAUCCAUUGUCUAUGGCUCUAUACGCGAUCAGUCUGCAACCACUUAUUACACGCUUACACAUCACGUCUUCUACAAAGCAAUGCUGGUUUUCUGACGACGCUAGUGGAGCAGGGACCGGAAUACAGCUGAAGAAAUGGUGAGAUACAUUGAUAGAAGAUGGUCCUGAAUACGGUUACCACCCCAAAGAUGACAAGUGUUGGUUGAUUACAAAACCGGAGAAAGAAGAGAUUAUAAGAGAAAUAUUUAAAGAAACAGAGAUAAAUAUCACGACAGAAGGAAAAAGGCAUUUAGGAGCAGUUGUUGGUUCAAGGUCAUACCUGAACGAAUAUGUCAACGAAAAGGUGGAAGAAUGGGUGAAAGAGAUAAUCAAUUUGGCUGAUUUUGCAACAACACAGCCUCAAGCAAGCUAUGCAGUUUACACUUUUGGGCUGAAACAUCGAUGGACGUACUUCCUUCGAACAUUACCUGAUAUUCAAGAUCUGUUGCAACCAUUAGAAGAAGUGAUUACAAAAUUCCUCCUGCCAGCUUUGAUUGAUCACAAAUGUUCCCCACUAGAGCGCGAAAUGCUAGCCUUACAUGUUAAAAAAGGUGGUAUUGGGGUCACAAAUCCAUGCAUUGAAGCAACAUUGGAAUAUUCGGUAUCAAGAAAGGUAACAACACUAUUGGUAGAACAAAUUCAAGAGCAAAUACACGAACUUCCUGAUGAUUCAGGAGUACAUGAGCUGAAGCAAAUGGCACGAAAAGAGAAGAACGAUACUUUAAAUGUAAUGGCUAAACCCGUCGUUGACUCGGCACCACCGAAGAUGAAACGAAUGAUAGAGCUUGCCUCAGAGAAAGGAGCCUCCUCCUGGUUAACAGUCGUCCCUGUAUCCGAGAUGGACCUUCAUUUAAACAAGCGGGAGUUUAGAGAUGCAUUGAAUUUGAGAUAUGAUUGGCCGUUCAAAGAUAAUCCAACAAGAUGUGCAUGUGGAGAUCUUUUCAAUAUCGACCAUGCUAUGAUAUGUAAGAAAGGAGGUUUUAUCAUUCAACUCCAUAACGAAUUACGAGAUCUGGAAGCUGAGCUGUUGAAUAUUGUCUGUAACGAUGUCCAAAUUGAACCAGCUCUGCAAGAAGUAAAUGGUGAAGUGCUAAACUCAGGAUCAAACAAAUCACAAGAUGCCAGAUUGGAU